This is a messenger RNA of Musca vetustissima, 1431 nucleotides long. RefSeq names its product putative phosphatidate phosphatase. The record is from RefSeq and is a predicted model, not a curated record. The coding region runs from base 1 to 1431 and encodes 476 amino acids. The transcript has 6 exons. Gene Ontology annotation, biological process: phospholipid dephosphorylation; signal transduction; phospholipid metabolic process. Gene Ontology annotation, molecular function: phosphatidate phosphatase activity. Lineage: Eukaryota; Metazoa; Arthropoda; Insecta; Diptera; Muscidae.
AUGAACAGCUUACGACCCACUAGCGUGUGUGACACCACACCUCUGCAACGUCUUGAGAGUCAAAGCAGCUGCAGUGAACCAUCUUCGCCGACAUUGAAUGGUGCCACACUGGCAUCAGCCUCCAUAUCGGUGGGUAUGUGUGGUGCAGCAGCUGCUGUGGCUGCCGUUAACAGCAACAUCAGCAGUCAAGAUACAGCAACAACAACAACAGCCUUACUGUCGAAUGGUAAUGCCAACUGUGACAGUGGCUCUGGUUCGGCAAUGGGUACGGGCAAUUAUCUUGGGGCUAGUAAUAAUGGUUGCAGCAGCGGUCUGGGCCACAGUUCGGGCAGUGGCAUCUCGGCAUCACCAUCAUCAACAACAACGGCGAGUACGGCCAGUACAACAUUGUCAUCGCUAUCGAAUCACCAUAACAACAACAAUAACAACAACAAUAUUAAUCAUAGCAAUAAAAACGAGAAAAGUUUGAACAUAUAUAUCGGUUCGGUUGGUGGUGGUGGCCACAACGUAACGGGUGUCGGAGCGAACCUGGGACAAAAACACAAAAUGGAAUUAUAUGGAACGAGGAAGAUUUGUUGUCGAAUUUUAUUGGAUUUUGUUCUAUUGGCGUGUGUUGGCUUACCCAUUCUCAGUUUUACACUUUGGGGUGAAGCGUAUAAACGCGGCUUCUUUUGCAAUGAUGAUUCGCUAAUGCAUCCCUAUCAUGAAUCGACAAUGCCGAGCUGGUUGCUGUAUUUGAUGUGUUUUGUGGUGCCGAUUUCGGUGAUAACAAUGGUCGAGUUUUUCAAAGCAAACUCCCAUAAAAUGCGCAGCUUUGGUAAUUUAUCUACAAGCAAUUAUUAUUUUUGGCAUUUGGAAAUACCCGACUGGACUAUUGAAUGCUACAAACGAAUUGGCCUGCUGAUCUUUGGUUCAGGCGUAUGCGAGCUGACCACCGAUAUUGCCAAAUAUUCGAUUGGUAGAUUGCGACCACAUUUCUUUGCGGUCUGCCAGCCAAUAAUGAGUGAUGGCACCACUUGUGAAAAUCCCUUGAAUGAAGGCCGUUACAUUGAGGAAUUCACCUGUCGUGGUUUAAAUUAUUCGGAGAAAAUUAUCAAAGAGUCGCAUUUAUCGUUUCCCAGUGGACAUGCAAGUUUUACUUCGUUUACGAUGAUCUAUAUAGCGAUCUAUUUACACAAACGCUUGACGUGUUCGCGCAGUAAAAUGUUUAAACAUUUAUUGCAAUUUAUAUUUUUAAUGUUCGCCUGGUAUACAUCGCUGACACGUGUUUCCGAUUACAAACACCAUUGGACAGACGUAUUGGCCGGGGCAUUGAUUGGCACUGCGUAUGCAAUAAUUGUGGUAAGUUCAAUGAAAUUAAUUCACUUGAAAUUGUCGAAUGUGUGCUAUGAUCAUUAUUAUGUGACAUUAAUUACAUCCUCCAUGUGGUAG